AACGAUAGCAAUCCUCGACAGUGCUUUUCCAGCUCUCGAGGUCGAAUGAUCGGUCUUUUUAAAACCUUAGUUAUAAUAUAUCUUCUUCUCCCUAUCUAAAACUCUUUCAUAUUCAGAGUGAUCCGAAUCGUUGAUCGUUUAGUAUCUCGUACUGCCUUAUCAGGAAGUAAAAAGAUUAAAAAAAGAAGAAAAAAAUUAAGUAAACAAAAAAGAAAUAAAAAAAGGAAAAAAUAAUAAAAAUAUAAAAAUAAAAAAGUGAAAAAAGAGAAUUCGAUCGGAAAGAAAUUUGAUUGAAUUCUCAUAAUGAAGCUAAUCUUUCUUUUAUUCUGUGCCAUUGUUCUUCUUCUUGGAUAUCAUGGUGCCAAUGCUAUCCAGUGUUACGUAUGUAACAGCAAUGACGACAGCCGAUGCGCAGACGAUAUUCCACCGGAUGCGUUGAAAAAAGAUUGUGGUGAACUGAAGGAUGGGCCGAAGUUUACAAUGUGUCGAAAAAUUACUCAGGUCAUUGAGUUCAGCGUUAAUGGACUGCCAGCGAAUACCCGAGUGAUACGUAGUUGUGGUUGGAUCGAAUCGACUUAUAAAGGUCGAUGUUAUCAAAGAAGUGGUUUCGGUGGUCGACAAGAAGUUUGUUCAUGCUUGGAUGAUUAUUGUAACGGUGCGACGACAGGUGUCGAUCAACCACCGAAAACAUUUAUCUUAUCUUGUGCUCUUGGUGCCAUUCUUCUUGCAAUUGCACGCAAUUAGGCCAAGAAAUACGACGAGACCCUUCAUCGAUGCCUCAUUCUGAGUUUUAUCAGCACCACGACAUAAACGACGACGACGACGAUGAUGAGACGAUGACCAACGAUGGAACUUCGCAUGAUAAAUUUUCAAUAUCUCCAUCAGUUCGAUAAAACGAAAAUGAUGAUGAUAAUGAUAAAAAUAAAGAUCAAGUGUGGGAAAAGAAAAACAAAAAGAAAAGAAGGAAAAAAUUUUGUAGAAUAUCAUCAAAGAAAAAAAAGAAAAAGAAAGUUUCUUAGAAGAAAAAUUAAAGAAAAAAAAAAUAAAAGAAAAAAGAAAUAAUGGUAAAAACGAUAGCAUAAUUUUUAACGCGAUCGUCAACCAUUUUUCCACCAUUAUUAUAAAAUGAAAAUUCGUAAGAAAAAAAUCAGAAAAGAAAGAAA
Messenger RNA from Vespa mandarinia (Asian giant hornet), 1163 nucleotides. RefSeq lists its product as uncharacterized. The record is from RefSeq and is a predicted model, not a curated record. Lineage: Eukaryota; Metazoa; Arthropoda; Insecta; Hymenoptera; Vespidae. Gene Ontology annotation, biological process: sleep; regulation of synaptic transmission, cholinergic; positive regulation of voltage-gated potassium channel activity.